Molecule: messenger RNA, 7680 nt
Organism: Coregonus sp. 'balchen'
Lineage: Eukaryota; Metazoa; Chordata; Actinopteri; Salmoniformes; Salmonidae
Source: the annotation of a GenBank genome assembly
UCCCAUCAUGAUGCUGAAGAUAUUCUUCCCUCAGUGCUGCAACAAGGCAGACAGUGGGCUGCUUGUGGGGCGAUGGAUCCCAGGACAGAACUCAGCCGUGGUGCUAGCUGUUAUCCACUACCCCUUCAUCCCUGGACAGGUCAAACAGUACAUCCACCAGGUAGAGUGUGUGUAUGUGUCAGUCAGUGUGUAUGUGACAGUCAGUCAGUGUGUGUGUGUGUGUGUGUGUGUGAGAGAGACGGUCAGUGUGUGUGUUUGUGUGUGUAAAACAGUCAGUGUGUGUGUGUUUUAACCUUCCUGUCCACUCUCCCUGGUCCAGAUGCGUGGCCAGAGUGGGGUGGAUCUGACGGUGCUGGGCUCGUGGAGCAUGCCCAAGGAGGGCCAGGAGGGCAUGGAGAGUUUCCUCAGGGACCUCAGCACCAUCUUCCCCCAGGGACAGUGGCUCCAGCUCAGUAGAGAGAUGGGCAAGAUAGGCUUCAGGUGUCACGUCCUCACAAGGGACCAGAGUAAGUCUCCAGCUGCAUCCCAAAUGGCACCUAUUGUUUCCUAUAUAGUGCACUACUUUUGACCAGGACCCAUAAGGCUCUGAUCAAAAGUAGCUGUUCCCAAUAUGAGGCACUACUUUUGACUAGGGCUGGGAUGCAGACUUUGUAACAGCAUUAAAGGUGUUAGUAUUGAUUCAGAGAUCACUCUCUUUGGAGAUCAACUGUUGAUAUCAAAUUAUUGAUGGAAUGGCUUUCUUAUGAAAUGAAUGUUCUGUCUAUAGAUGUGCAUCACUGUUUUCUCAUACUGUAGCAAAUGUUAAUAAGUAAGUUAAGAAGAGUUUGCGAAUUAGAUAGCUUAGUUCAAUCUGCUCUUUUUAAUUUAUAGAGACACAUAUGUCUGUUCACUGUAUAUUUUCAUCAGAAGAUGGAUAUUUAUUUUGUUAUCAUCAUGUAGUGAAUCUGUAAUAAAAAUGUCCCUCUGCCCCUGCCGUAGAUGGGAAGCUGGUACAACAGGAAAAGGAGCUGAAUGAGGGUGAUGGAGAGGAAGAGAAAGAAGGAGGAAAGAGAGGAGAAGGAGGAGGAGAGAAAGAAGGAAUGAAGAAAGGAGGGGGAGAGAAAGGAGGAGAGAAGAAAGGAGGGGGGAGAAGGGGAGAGUCUCGAGGUCUUAAUCUCCAGGGAGAAGAGAAAGAGAGGAGGAAAAAGGCUGAAGAAAGGAGUGGAAGAGCCCAGGAGAGAAGAAAGAGGGAAGAGAAAGAGGAGAGUCAAAGAGGAAUCUUGUAAAGGAGGGGAGUAAAAGGAAGAGUCUUCCCCCGGGGGGGGAAGAGAAAGGAGGAGAAGAGAAAGGAGGAGGAGAGAAGGACAAGGUGAUCUUUAUCCACUAUGAACAGAGGAAGGUAAUGCUGUCUCAGCUGCACCCCAUAGAGAACGGUGUUCCAGACCCUCAAACUGAGUCACAACUACCACAGGUGAGGAUGGGAACUGACAACCUUCUUUACAUUUAGAUGUCAUUUAGCACAGGGUUUUCUAUCCUCUCCUGUGUUGUGUUGUGUUGUUGUUGUUGUUGUUGUAAUACAUUUGUGUUGUCUGUAAUUCUUAUGUUGUUGUUGUAAUACAUAUGUGUUGUCUGUAAUUAUUAUGUUGUUGUUGUUGUUGUUGUUGUUGUAAUACAUAUGUGUUGUCUGUAAUUAUUAUGUUGUUGUUGUUGUUGUUGUUGUUGUAAUACAUAUGUGUUGUCUGUAAUUAUUAUGUUGUUGUUGUUGUUGUUGUUGUUGUUGUAAUACAUAUGUGUUGUCUGUAAUUAUUAUGUUGUUGUUGUUGUUGUUGUAAUACAUAUGUGUUGUCUGUAAUUAUUAUGUUGUUGUUGUUGUUGUUGUAAUACAUAUGUGUUGUCUGUAAUUAUUAUGUUGUUGUUGUUGUUGUUGUAAUACAUAUGUGUUGUCUGUAAUUAUUAUGUUGUUGUUGUUGUUGUUGUUGUUGUUGUAAUACAUAUGUGUUGUCUGUAAUUAUUAUGUUGUUGUUGUUGUUGUUGUACAUAUGUGUUGUCUGUAAUUAUUAUGUUGUUGUUGUUGUUGUUGUUGUAAUACAUAUGUGUUGUCUGUAAUUAUUAUGUUGUUGUUGUUGUUGUUGCUGCAGGUGUUUGGGACAGUGUGUCAGAGUGAGCCUCUGUUCUUCCUGGAUAAGUAUGAUGACAGUCCAGUGAAGCUGACCCACUGGCAAUCAGAGGGACGGGAGGGCUCCAUUAUAGUAGAACUGAUGAAACAGGCCUCUACACCUGUCUGUCUGCUAACCACCUGGAUACUAACACUGUGGACCAGCCUCUGUAGUAGCAGGUAAGGGGUGUGGGUGUCAGUACCUGUCUGUCUGCUAAACACCUGGAUACUAACACUGUGGACCACGUUCUUCAAGUGUGUGUGUGUGUGUGUGUGUGUGUGUGCGUGCGCGCGCCCCACAGCUGCAGGUGUGUGUAUUUGCGUGCGUUCAGUAUGCACCCGUGUACGUGCAUCAGUUGCAACUCUUUAUGUGCCAAGAGACACUAACCCAAUUCUCAAUUUCGUCUGUCUGUCUGUCUGUCUGUAUAUUGGUCUGUCCGUCUGUCUGUCUCCCCAGGAUAUUGAAUGUGCGUCCGAUGAGGUUCAUCUCCAGUAAGUUGUCUACGUGUGUUCAGCUGAGCUACAGAACAGAACACCUUCAGACAGUCAGCUCUCCUACCAGAGCCAGCACACACACACACUUCAUGAGGUAGGGACCACACACACACACACACGCACACACACACACACACACACACCGCCAUGUGGCAGACUUACUACAUGAUGUAGGUAUCUAACUCACCCCCUUCAUCUCAAAUUGCAUCUGAUUCCCUAUAUAGUGCACUACUUUUGACCAGAGCCCUAUUGACCCUGGUGAAAAGUCGUGACUCUCUCUCUCUCUCUCUUUCUCUCUCCCUCUCUGUCCCUCUCUCUCUUUCUCUCCAUAGGAAAGCCAAUAUCUUUGUGUCGUUCUUUGUGGAUGUGUCUCUGGGCCUGCUGUUGAUAUCAUGGCUGUAUAGAGAGAACCGUAUAGGCAAACUGGCCAACACACUGGUACCUGCUGCUGAUGUAAGUCAAUCACACAUUAUGGGCAACAUUUCCCUAGUGCAAAAAUUACCGUAAACCUCUUUAUAAUCUGUCAAAAGUGAUUUCAUUUGAAACUUUUCUUCAACAAUGUUCGAUAUAGAGAGGCGACUAUUUAUGUAUUGCUCAGUUGACUAAACUCUAGUUAAAUAAUCACCUCCAUAUAACGCACAUUAUUGAAGAUAAGUUUCAAAUGAAAUCACGUUGCCAGAUUAUAAAAAGGUUCAGGGUCAUUUUUGCACAUUGCUUUUGCACUACGAAAAUGUCUCCCUAAAUGUCUUAUCUCAGUGUAUGUGUUCUGAUCUAGGAUCAGUUCUGCCUUUUAGAUAACAAAGAAUAAGAUGGACAGAGGGGAGCUGAUACAUAUUACCCCAGGUCCCUCCUGUCCAUAUAAUCAUAUUCAUUGUGAUCCAAAAGGCUAAACUGAGCCUAGGUCAGCACUCUGAGCCACUUGAUACAUACAGCCCAUAGUGUAUAUAUUAUAAAGUGAGACUGAAUCUUGUUCUAUGAUUUGUUAGCAUGUAGCUAAGCUAUGUAUUGUUGUGUGUUUUGUUGUUAGCAUGUUGCAAAGCUGUGUUUUGUUGUUAGCAUGUAGCUAAGCUAUGUAUUGUUGUGUGUUUUGUUGUUAGCAUGUUGCAAAGCUGUGUUUUGUUGUUAGCAUGUAGCUAAGCUAUGUAUUGUUGUGUGUUUUGUUGUUAGCAUGAUGUAUUGUUGUGUGUUUUGUUGUUAGCAUGUAGCUAAGCUAUGUAUUGUUGUGUGUUUUGUUGUUAGCAUGUUGCAAAGCUAUGUAUUGUUGUGUGUUUUGUUGUUAGCAUGUAGCUAAGCUAUGUAUUGUUGUGUGUUUUGUUGUUAGCAUGUAACUAAGCUAUGUAUUGUUGUGUGUUUUGUUUUGAGCAUGUAGCUAAGCUAUGUAUUGUUGUGUGUUUUGUUGUUAUCAUGUAGCUAAGCUAUGUAUUGUUGUGUGUUUUGUUGUUAGCAUGUAGCUAAGCUAUGUAUUGUUGUGUGUUUUGUUCUUAGCAUGUAGCUAAGCUAUGUAUUGUUGUGUGUUUUGUUCUUAGCAUGUAGCUAAGCUAUGUAUUGUUGAGUGUUUUGUUGUGAGCAUGUAGCUAAGCUAUUACAUUUUACAUUUACGUCAUUUAGCAGACGCUCUUAUCCAGAGUGACUUACAAAUUGGUGCAUUCACCUUAUAGCCAGUGGGAUAACCACUUUACAAUGUUUAAAAAAAAAAAAAAUGUUUUGGGGGGGGUGGGGUAAGGAGGGGGUAGAAGGAUUACUUUAUCCUAUCCCAGGUAUUCCUUAGGAGGAGCGGGGUGACAUGAGAGAACUUGGGAAGGUUGAACACCAGACGGGCUGCGGCAUUCUGGAUGAGUUGUAGGGGUUUAAUGGCACAGGCAGGGAGCCCAGCCAACAGUGAGUUGCAGUAAUCCAGACGGGAGAUUACAAGUGCCUGGAUUAGGACCUGUGCCGCUUCCUGUGUAAGGCAGGGUCGCACUCUCCGAAUGUUGUAGAGCAUGAACCUACAGGAUCGGGUCACUUCCUUGAUGUUAGCGGAGAACAACAGGGUGUUGUCCAGGGUCACGCCAAGGCUCUUCGCACUCUGGGAGGAGGACACAACGGAGUUGUCAACCGUGAUGGCGAGAUCAUGGAACGGGCAGUCCUUCCCCGGGAGGAAGAGCAGCUCCGUCUUGCCAAGGUUCAGCUUGAGGUGGUGAUCCGUCAUCCACACUGAUAUGUCUGCCAGACAUGCAGAAAUGCGAUUCGCCACCUGGUUAUCAGAAGGGGGAAGGAGAAGAUUAGUUGUGUGUCGUCUGCGUAGCAAUGAUAGGAGAGGCCAUGUGAGGAUAUGAGAGAGCCAAGUGACUUGGUGUAUAGCGAGAAUAGGAGAGGGCCUAGAACUGAGCCCUGGGGGACACCAGUGGUGAGAGCACGUGGUGCGGAGACAGCUUCUCGCCAUGCCACUUGGUAGGAGCGACCGGUCAGGUAGGACGCAAUCCAAGAGUGAGCUGCGCCGGAGAUGCCCAGCUCGGAGAGGGUGGAGAGGAGGAUCUGAUGGUUCACAGUAUCAAAGGCAGCAGACAGGUCUAGAAGGACAAGAGCAGAGGAGAGAGAGUUAGCUUUAGCAGUGCGGAGAACCUCCGUGACACAGAGAAGAGCAGUCUCAGUUGAAUGACCAGUCUUGAAACCUGACUGGUUUGGAUCAAGAAGGUCAUUCUGAGAGAGAUAGCAAGAGAGUUUGCUAAAGACGGCACGCUCAAGAGUUUUGGAGAGAAAAGAAAGAAGGGAUACUGGUCUGUAGUUGUUGACAUCAGAUGGAUCGAGUGUUGGUUUUUUGAGAAGGGGUGCAACUCUUGCUCUCUUGAAGACGGAAGGGACAUAGCCAGCGGUCAAGGAUGAGUUGAUGAGCGAGGUGAGGUAAGGGAGAAGGUCACCGGAGAUGGUCUGGAGAAGAGAGGAGGGGAUAGGGUCAAGCGGGCAGGUUGUUGGGCGGCCGGCCGUCACAAGUCGCAAGAUUUUAUCUGGAGAGAGAGGGGAGAAAGAAGUCAAAGCAUAGGGUAGGGCAGUGUGAGCAGGACCAGCAGUGUCAUUUGACUUAACAAACGAGGAUCGGAUGUCAUCAACCUUCUUUUCAAAAUGGUUGACGAAGUCAUCCACAGAGAGGGAGGAGGGGGGGGGGGAGAGAGGAGGGUUCAGCAGGGAGGAGAAGGUGGCAAAGAGCUUCCUAGGGUUAGAGGCAGAUGCUUGGAAUUUAGAGUGGUAGAAAGUGGCUUUAGCAGCAGAAACAGAUGAAGAAAAUGUAGAGAGGAGGGAGUGAAAAGAUGCCAGGUCCGCAGGGAGUCUAGUUUUCCUCCAUUUCCGCUCGGCUGCCCGGAGCCCUGUUCUGUGAGCUCGCAAUGAGUCAUCAAACCACGGAGCUGGAGGGGAGGAUCGAGCCGGCCAGGAGGAUAGGGGACAUAGAGAGUCAAAGGAUGCAGAAAGGGAGGAGAGGAGGGUUGAGGAGGCAGAAUCAGGAGAUUGGAGGGAGAAGGAUUUAGCAGAGGGAAGAGAUGAUAGGAUGGAAGAGGAGAGAGAGAGCGAAGGUUGCGACGGCGCAUUACCAUCUGAGUAGGGGCAGAGUGAGUAGUGUUGGAGGAGCGUGAGAGAGAAAAGGAUACAAAGUAGUGGUCGGAGACAUGGAGGGGAGUUGCAGUGAGAUUAGUAGAAGAACAGCAUCUAGUAAAGAUGAGGUCAAGCGUAUUGCCUGCCUUGUGAGUAGGGAGGGACGGUGAGAGGGUGAGGUCAAAAGAGGAGAGGAGUGGAAAGAAGGAGGCAGAGAGAAAUGAGUCAAAGGCAGACGUAGGGAGGUUGAAGUCACCCAGAACUGUGAGGGGUGAGCCAUCCUCAGGAAAGGAACUUGUCAAGCUCAUUGAUGAACUCUCCAAGGGAACCUGGAGGGCGAUAAAUGACAAGGAUGUUAAGCUUGAAUGGGCUAGUGACUGUGACAGCAUGGAAUUCAAAUGAGGAGAUAGACAGAUGGGUCAGGGGAAAAAGAGAGAAUGUCCACUUGGGAGAGAUGAGGAUUCCUGUGCCACCACCCCGCUGACCAGAUGCUCUCGGGGUAUGCGAGAACACAUGGUCAGACGAGGAGAGAGCAGUAGGAGUAGCAGUGUUUUCAGUGGUAAUCCAUGUUUCCGUCAGCGCCAAGAAGUCGAGGGACUGGAGGGUAGCAUAGGCAGCUAUGUAUUGUUGUGUGUUUUGUUCUUAGCAUGUAGCUAAGCUAUGUAUUGUUGUGUAUUUUGUUGUUAGCAUGUAGCUAAGCUAUGUAUUGUUGUGUGUUUUGUUGUGAGCAUGUAGCUAAGCUAUGUAUUGUUGUGUGUUUUGUUGUUAGCAUGUAGCUAAAGAGCUGGAGGAGCUGUUGCAGUGGCUGAUGGGAGCUCCAGCUGGUCUGAAGAUGAACCGGGCUCUAGACCAGGUGUUAGGACGAUUCUUCCUCUACCAUAUACACCUGUGGAUCAGUGAGUCUCACACAUACACACACACACACACACACACACACACACACACACCCAUGCUCCACCUCCACACACACACACACCCAUGCUCCACCACCACACACACCACACACCCAUGCCCCCCUCCACACACACACACCACCCAUGCCCCCCUCCACACACACACACACAACACACACACACACACACACACACACACACACACACACCCAUGCUCCACCUCCACACACACACACACCCAUGCCCCCCCUCCACACACACACACACCCAUGCCCCCCCCUCCACACACACACACACCCAUGCCCCCCCUCCACACACACACACACCCAUGCCCCCCCUCCACACACACACACACACCCAUGCCCCCCCUCCACACACACACACCCAUGCCCCCCCUCCACACACACACACACCCAUGGCCCUCCUCCUCUCUCUGCAGGCUACAUUCACCUGAUGUCUCCGUUCAUUGAGAUGAUUCUGUGGUACGUGGGUCUGUCUGCCUGCCUGGGCUUGACCUUUGCCCUCUCCCUGCUCUCUGACAUCACCGCCCUGCUCACCUUCCACAUCUACUGUUUCUACGUCUACGGAGCCAGG